AUGGCGACCGAGGUCAGCUCGUCGCACCACAGCUCCACCCCCGCCUGGAGCUCGCAGCUGCACACCAACCUGUCCGGUACCGCCAUCCCGACACUGCGCGGCGACCGCAAGCCCAUGGCGUCGACAUCCACCUCUGCCGCGGCGAGCCGCUCGUCCGCGCCGCCUCCUCGGGUCGCCUUCCUCGGCCCGCUCGGCACCUACUCCCACCAGGCCACGACCGACUUCUUCGGCGAGUGCGACUUGGUCCCGCAGCCUCGAAUCGCCGACGUCUUCACGGCCGUCUCGGCGGGCGAAACCUCGUUCGGCGUCGUGCCCAUCGAGAACUCGUCGUUCGGCGCCGUCGUCGAGACGAUGGACCAGCUGCGCGCGACCGAGCUGUCGGUGCGGGGCAUGACGGCGCUGCGGAUCGGGCAUGCGCUGCUGGCGAGCAAGACGGCCGACAAGGGCAAGGCCAAGAGGGUGUACAGUCAUGAGCAGGGUAUCGGUCAGUGUCGCGGCUACCUCGCCGAGCGGCAUCCAGACGUCGCCAUCGUCCCCGUCAACUCGACGGCGCAGGCGGCACGAGAAGCAGCCGACGACCUCGAAGGGCUCGCCAUCUGCUCGCUCAAGUGCGCCGAGGUGUACGACCUCGCAGUCGUCGACACGGACAUCCAGGACGCAGGAGCAUCCAACACGACUCGGUUCAUCAUGCCGCCCGCCGCCUCGACCUCGGCCGCGCAGCCCCCAGGCUUCCGCACCUCUCGCCCACGCCGCUCCGCAGCCGCCGUCGCGACGCGCGCCAACCUCCUCCUCGCCAACUCUGUCCCUCCUCCUCCGCACCUCGGCACGCCCACCGGCAAGGGCAAGGGCAAGGGCAAGGCGCGCGCGCGGGAGAGCUACGACGACCAGAGCUACGACGACGAGGACUAUGCGCCGAGGGCUGGGCAGGUGCAGCGGCGCGGGCGGGCGGCCGCCGGCCGGCCCGACGGGCGCAAGAAGCGGGCGCGCGAGGAGGGGAACGAGGGCGGCACGGACGGCGGCGAGGGCGUUGAGGCGGGGCGCAAGAGGGCGCGCAAGGGCGACGGGCCGGCGGCGGGCGAGGCGCGCGCCCAGGAGGACGACGACGAGGCCGACGAGGCGGCGAUGGACGCGGCGCUCGAGCGCAUGGACGCCAAGCGCGCGCGCAAAAAGGCGCGCAAGGACGAGAAGCGCGCCGAGCAGCUCGCGCAGGCGAGGGCGCGCGAGGCGCUCGAGGACGAGGAGGCGGCCGCGUCCCAGUCGCCGCUCUCGCUCUCGGUCCCGCUCGCGAGCCGGGCUCGCGCGAGGGCCGCCACCAAGCGCGUCCAGUUCGCCGGCGUCGCCGCGAGCGCCGGGUCGGACAGCGAGGCCGGCGGCGAGUGGGACGAGCGCGCGCUCGACGGCGCCGCCGACGAGGGCGGCUUUGCCCAGCUCGGCCUCGACGACCUCGACCUCGACUUCGACCUCGCCGACCCGAUGCUCAUCCCUUCGGCCGAGCGCAGGCGCGGCAAGCGCUUCUGGCGCGCGCUCGAGCACGGCGUGUACUGCUCGGCGCUGCACGACGUCGCGCAGGGCGAGACGCACCUCGGGCGCGCGCUCGUCCAGUGGGACGGCCUGCGGCGCGUGCGCGAGACCGAGGAGCGUGACGAGAAGGCUCGUGUCGACGCCGCUCGAGGCGACGAGGAGCACGGCGCGGCGCCCAAGUCGUCCAAGACGGCCCGUCAGCGCCUCACCGGCAUGCGCAGCCACGACCCGCGCCGAUCGGUCCUCCCGAUGCACAUGGGCCUCGCCGAGGACGACGCCGACGCCGAGUCGACGCGCCUGCGCCGCAAGUUCGACGACGAGGGCCACGAGCUCCUCCCCCUCCCGACCUCGCUCGCGCUCGCCCGCAUGGCCCGCUGGCCGCAGCACCCGUCCUCCCUUCCCGACGCCCGCCUCUCGUCGCCGCUCAGCCUCGAGGACGCGCUCCUCGCGAGCUACGAGCGGGCACAGCGGGCGACGCAGGGCGGGCCGUCGUUGCCUGAGCCGCCGACAUCGAGCGCCCGGAGCGCCUACGCCGACGACGGGCCUCUCGCCUCCCUCGACGAUGGUUCCUUACCCUCCUCCGACCUCGGCGACGACGCGCCGCCCCAGCACGACCCUCUUUCCGACGUUCCCGACCCGCUCGAGUGGUCCUCCGCCCCUCCCCAGCUCGCCGCCCUCCCCUCGCUCCUCUCGUCCCUCCUCGUGCGCCUCACCGACUGCGUCCCCAAGGCGCCACUCCCGGCGACGGACCUGCGCUCGGCGUGGGCGCGCGCAGAGGAGAUGGCGCGCGACGACCGGCGGCGAGGGCUCGACCGCGACGAGCCGAAGGUCGGGUGGGAGGAGGUCGUGGCGGUUGCGAGGACAGGAGGCGUCAAGGCCAGCAUCGUCGACACGCUCGAGGCGCAGCUCGUCGCCCUCUUUGGCCCGUCGUCUCGUCCUCCCGUCGUCCUCCCGCCCGAGGGCAACCCGGCCAUCCUGCGCCUCAAGACCCGCAAGCCGACCCUCGUGCGCACCAAGCCCAAGAAGCGCUCGGCGGUCCAUGCGCUCAAGCGUGCGAGUGCGUCGGCGAGUCGGCGAGGCGCGAGUGCCGAGGGGGCCAGGACGCGCGAGCGCGGCUCGACGGUCGACGAGGAGGAGGAGGAGGAGGAGGAGCGCGAGUCGGGGACGGACUGAGCGCAUGUGCUCGCUUGCACGUUUGCCGCUCGCCGGCUCGAGCCUGCAACGUUGACGAGCUGUUGCGCCCUCG
Messenger RNA from Rhodotorula graminis WP1, 2767 nucleotides. RefSeq lists its product as uncharacterized. The record is from RefSeq and is a predicted model, not a curated record. The transcript has 9 exons. Gene Ontology annotation, cellular component: cytoplasm. Bases 1 to 2694 code for a protein of 897 amino acids. Gene Ontology annotation, molecular function: prephenate dehydratase activity. Lineage: Eukaryota; Fungi; Basidiomycota; Microbotryomycetes; Sporidiobolales; Sporidiobolaceae. Gene Ontology annotation, biological process: L-phenylalanine biosynthetic process.